ACAUAACAAUCCACCAGAAUAAUAAGAAAAAUUAAAUAUUUACAUAACCUAGAAAUCUGCUGAUGGAUAAAAAUAAAUAUUUGAAUAAAAUUGAUGAUAAAUAUCGAUUAAUCGAAUUAGUGUGAUAUAAGAUUUAAUUAAUCGAAAUUAAUUUUUUACUCGCCAUGGAUAAGAAAAAUGAUAAACGUGAGCUACCUUCUGCUCUGAAGAAGAUUUUGGACACUGAUGUCUACAUAACCAAUGCCUUCGUUAAAAAGGUCGAGAAUUUAAUGCCCAUGAAGCAGCUGAAGAUGCACUAUCGUGCUCUGGAGAUCACUGCGCACACGAUUCCCUGGCUGGCUGGCUGGUUGGCAUUCAUCUGGAUCCUGGGGAGCAAAAGCCUGUACCAGAUGCAAGUUAAUUUAUUCAUAGGCCUUUUGAUAGACAUUGUAGCAGUUGCUGUUUUGAAAGCCGCGACCAGAAGACGAAGGCCUGCUAAGAAUGACGACCCGUUUGAAAUGGGUCCGGAUAAAUACUCAUUUCCUUCUGGACACGCGUCGAGGGUGGCAAUGCUGACGUAUUUCUUUAUCAACCUUUGGCCAGUUCCCAUUUUCUUCAUGCCCCCUCUGCUGGCCUGGUCCACUGCUGUCUGUGUUUCCCGGGUUCUGCUUAAGAGACAUUACAUCCUGGACGUUCUUGGUGGUGUCUGUCUGGGAAUUUUCACGGGGAUCUUCCUGAGUCUCAUUUACUUGGAGCAGGACACUUGUAUUUACAUUAUCUCCUGGUUGACGGAUGAGAAGCUCGAGGGUGGUGAGUUCCAUGUUUGAUUACAGUUACCAGGAAAAAUGUUAUAUAUUUUAUAAGAGUGACGGAAUUUAAUAAACGAUCAAUUGUAUUUUAUAUAAACUAGAAAUUUGAAGAUCAAUUUUUUGUGACUCAGUUGGAAUGUCUUAGAGUUUUAAACCAAAGCUUGAAUAUUAAAAUAUAAUUAUUUUAUAGAACAAAGACAAUAAAACUCGGGGUUGGGUAAAUUAAUGAAAUUAUUUUUAAUUAUACAGUUUCUUAGAGAUAUUAGUUUGUGUUGAUUGCUUGUGUCUAGACAUAUAUUUUGUGAUAAAUCAUUUUUAUUAGAAGCAGUAAAUGUGUGAAUAAAGUUUUGAGAUUUGUCACUUGAUUAAUUUAUCAUGAUAAUAAAAUUAUUUUUUCAUUUAAAUAUUUUUUUUUUUAAUGACAACUCCGUCCCGGUUCCAUAACAACUGACCCCCGACAAGUAAUCACACGAUAAUUGAUCCCACUGACAAAUCCAUAAAAUAAUCAAUCAUUAAUUAAUUACUAUGACAUGAGUAAUUAAAAUUCACUGUUGUAAAUAUAAAAAGUUAAAUUAUGUAAAUUAGUUGUUGAUAAAAAUCAAUUGACGGUCAAUUGUUGAUGGGAUCAGAUGUCGGUGGGAUCAAUUUGUAGGGAUCACUUGUCGUGGUAUAAAAUUUUUGAAUCAAUUGACGGCACCCUCUGUCCCAAGUGUGACAGAAAAGUAGUUGACUUUUUUUAAAAUUAAACUCAAUAAUUAAUCAAAUUAAUUGUUUAUUGCCGUGAGUUUAACAAAAAGUAUAUUUUUUAUUUUGCCGCAAGAAAAAAAUUUUUUGCACCCGAAAUCCUUUUUUUCUGUGUAGCGCCAAAUCCGUCUAUUCAAAAAAUUUCCCGGGCAAAAAUCAUGAAUAUCAAAUUUUUCAAUUUUUUUCCGCUGAAAUUUUUCUAGAUCCCUUAGAUUUAAAUUUCUGUUUCAUCGUUUGAAUUUUUUCAUUUGAUUUAAAUUCCCAAUGGAUUAUUUUUGGUUGAAAUAAAGAAAAAAUGACACAAGUUAUUUAAUUUAUUUUAUUUUAUAAAUAAUAAAUUAUAAAGAAUGUAAAUUUUGACACAUAAAUUAUUCAUAUAUAUUUUAUUUCGUGUUGUAUUGUCAUCUCUAUACCUUUGAUUGAUAAAUUAUUAAAACUUGCAUUAGCUAACAAUUGCGUGUUAAAUAAAAAGAUCUAUAAACUGUUAAACAAAAUCAUUACUCAGCAAAAGAAUUUAUCUUGAUAAAAUUAUAGCGAGUUUUUAUAGCUGAGACAAAACAUAGCUCUUGAAUUAUUCCUGAAAUAUUAUUAUAUUUUAAAUAAAUAUAUAUAUAUAUUUAUUAUUAAUAUAUUAAAGUAAAUAUUUAAGAUAAAUGCCAUUAAAUCUAGUGUCUUUUUGUACUCGAUACAAUGGUUCUAAUUAUAAAUACACAAAUAUAUAUAAUAAAUAAAUAUAUAAUUAAAAUUCUAAUGACAUUAUUGUAAUAUUAAUUAAUCAAUAAGUAUAUAAUCUAAGCAAUAUAUAUAUAAAUCUAUUCUAAAAAAUAAUAACUAGCAUUGGUGCCCCGCCUAGAGGUGCCGUGUGCUAAAUAUUUAAUUAAGUACUGAUUAGAUAAUUGAUGAUUAGCUGAAAAAAAAACUAAGUAGUAAAGUAUUAAAACAGAGCCUGCACAGCCAGAAUUGAUGAUAUUUUAAUAUUUGAUUAAAUAAUUAUUAAUAAUUGAAUAAAAUAACCAACCGAUGACAAUUUCACGGUCAACUUCCCCACAAAUUUCAUUACGAGCUUAAUAAUUAAUCAAUUAAUUAGUCUACGCGUUAAUUUAAACGGUGUCCUGCAAAUCUACCACAGAGGCGAGUGAUAAAAUUUGAGAUCCAAGUGUCCAUUUUGAUUGCCAUUUACUUCUUGAGCACAAGAUGGCGUCGUCUUUAUACCCGCAGGUGUUUUUUCAUCAGAAUGAACGGACAUGAAAUUCUGAGUUGAGUUUUUUGAUUUAGACAUUGGCUGGGGUGUCUGACGUCCACUUGGAGCCGCCGAUUGGGUCAUUGAUCGAUCAGUAGAUCGUGAUUUUGUCACAGGACGUUCAUUAGAUCCUGAAUGACUCAUAGGACGUUCAUUGGACGACGACUGAGUCAUGGGACGUUCAUUGGACGAUUGAGUCAUAGGACGUUCAUUAGACGACUGUGUCAUGGGACGUUCAUUGGACGCUUGAGUCAUAGGACGUUCAUUGGAUGAUUGGGUCAUAGGACGUUCAUUAUUUCCUGAUUGAGUCAAAGGACGAUCACCGGAAUUCAUUCGCUGAGACAUCGGGCGCCUGUUGGGUGUCGAAUAAGGCGUCGGAGCUUCUAAUUGUUCAUUAUCGUAAUUACGUACAGCUUCUGCUGGAAUUUCACGAGAAAAUGGCGUACAUUGAGGCUCAGCAGCUGGUGUCGGUACAGUAGACAUUUCAUUAUUACGUUGCUUCUGUUCUGUCUCUGAGUAAAGACUCAGUGAACGUGGACGUUCCAAUUUCGGGCCGGGUGUUGACGGGAUAUCACUAAAAAAUUAUUAUGAUGACGGAAAUUUUUUUUCAUCAUCUUACAGCACAAUUUUCACUCGUUAUACAAAAGUCUGUUUUAUAUUUAUCAAUAAUUAAUUAAUUGACAUAAAUUACGAUCACAAAAUGCAUGAGCGGGAAAAAGGAGGGGGUUUAAAAUAAAUAAAUAAAUAAUUGGCAAGAAAAGCGGUUUUAAUAAAUAAAAAAUAAUAAUAAGCACAUUGAUGACAUCAAUUAUUAAAUUAAAAUUCAUAUUUACA
Molecule: messenger RNA, 3606 nt
Organism: Microplitis mediator
Lineage: Eukaryota; Metazoa; Arthropoda; Insecta; Hymenoptera; Braconidae
Product: polyisoprenoid diphosphate/phosphate phosphohydrolase PLPP6
Exons: 3
Coding region: 165-806 (213 amino acids)
Molecular function (GO): sphingosine-1-phosphate phosphatase activity
Source: RefSeq, a predicted model, not a curated record